CUCGAACUUGCGGCUAGAUAAGAAAUGUAGUGCGGGCUGUAUAUAAGGUUGGACGGGCGGCAUGUAAGGCAGCACUUGCUAGCACCGCCCAUCAUGUUGAAGAUCGUGAUCCUCUUGUCCGCCGUGGUCUGCGCCCUGGGAGGCACCGUCCCUGAGGGACUCCUGCCCCAGUUGGACGGCCGCAUUGUCGGCGGCUCUGCUACCACCAUCAGCAGCUUCCCCUGGCAGAUCUCCCUGCAGCGUAAUGGAGGCCACUCCUGCGGUGGAUCCAUCUACUCUGCCAACAUCAUUGUGACCGCCGCUCACUGCCUGCAGUCCGUGUCCGCUUCCGUCCUGCAGGUCCGUGCUGGAUCCACCUACUGGAGCUCUGGCGGCGUCGUCUCCAAGGUCGCUGCCUUCCGCAACCACGAGGGAUACAACGCUAACACCAUGGUCAACGACAUCGCUGUCAUCCGUCUGAGCUCUUCCCUGAGCUUCAGCUCGAACAUCAAGGCUAUUAGCCUGGCCACCUACAACCCAGCUAACGGAGCCUCUGCCGCCGUUUCCGGUUGGGGUACCCAGUCGUCCGGAUCCAGCUCCAUUCCCUCCCAGCUGCAGUACGUGAACGUGAACAUCGUUAGCCAAAGCAAGUGUGCUUCCUCCACCUACGGAUACGGUAGCCAGAUCCGCAGCACCAUGAUCUGCGCUGCUGCCAGCGGCAAGGAUGCCUGCCAGGGUGACUCCGGUGGCCCACUGGUCUCCGGCGGAGUUCUCGUCGGUGUUGUCUCCUGGGGAUACGGAUGCGCUUACGCCAACUACCCCGGUGUCUACGCCGAUGUUUCUGUCCUCCGCACCUGGGUGGUGAGCACUGCUAACAGCAUCUAAGCGAAUACCCUGUAGGUUGGAUGUGUCGAAAUCCUUCAAUAAAUAUUUCCCAUUCAGAACAUA
Drosophila simulans is the source of this 927-nucleotide messenger RNA. Its product is annotated as trypsin alpha. Gene Ontology annotation, biological process: proteolysis. The transcript has a single exon. The coding region runs from base 94 to 864 and encodes 256 amino acids. NCBI's taxonomy places the organism in Eukaryota, Metazoa, Arthropoda, Insecta, Diptera, Drosophilidae. The record is from RefSeq and is a predicted model, not a curated record. Gene Ontology annotation, molecular function: serine-type endopeptidase activity.